Sander lucioperca (pikeperch) is the source of this 2650-nucleotide messenger RNA. RefSeq names its product sorting nexin 5 (gene snx5). Gene Ontology annotation, cellular component: endosome. The record is from RefSeq and is a predicted model, not a curated record. NCBI's taxonomy places the organism in Eukaryota, Metazoa, Chordata, Actinopteri, Perciformes, Percidae. The transcript is spliced from 14 exons. The coding region runs from base 220 to 1419 and encodes 399 amino acids. Gene Ontology annotation, molecular function: dynactin binding; phosphatidylinositol binding. Gene Ontology annotation, biological process: pinocytosis.
CAUUUGUAAAUUCGAAGUUGUCCAAUUAAAUGUAUUUAAAGGCGGGAUUUAAGCUGCCAUCAUCAGGAAGGGGCAUGUGAUGGGGGCGAUAUUGGAAAGAAAAAAACGGUUUGACAGCUCAGACAGCUAACCAGUAAGCAGAGGGAGAGCUUCCUGCAUUUAGUUUUGUUAUUUGGGUUGUUGGCCUGUUCUUGCCCUUCUGCCGAUUUCAGUCCCAUCAUGACAUCCACCAUAGACGAAAGUAAUAAAGAAAAGAUGCGCUCUGUGUCUGUGGAUCUAAACCAUGAUGCCUCUCUUCUCAUUGACAUUCCUGAUGCACUCUGUGAAAGGGACAAAGUCAAGUUUACUGUCCAUACAAAGACCACACUUAGCUCUUUCCAGAAGCCAGACUUCUCCGUUCCCAGGCAACAUGAAGAUUUCAUCUGGCUACAUGACACUCUGGUUGAAACAGAGGACUAUGCUGGCCUAAUAAUUCCUCCAGCGCCCCCAAAGCCUGACUUUGAGAGCCCAAGAGAGAAGAUGCACAAACUGGGGGAAGGUGAAGCCACUAUGACCAAGGAGGAGUACACUAAAAUGAAGCAAGAGCUGGAGGCUGAGUACCUGGCUGUGUUCAAGAAAACUGUCCAAGUGCAUGAAGUCUUCCUGCAGAGAUUGUCCUCUCACCCCAAUUUAAGCAAAGACAGAAACUUCCAGAUUUUCUUAGAGUAUGACCAGGAUCUCACCGUGAGAAGAAAGAAUGCCAAGGAAAUGUUUGGAGGAUUCUUUAAAAACAUGGUGAAGUCCGCUGAUGAGGUCCUUAUCUCAGGAAUAAAGGAAGUGGAUGACUUUUUUGAGCAGGAGAAGACAUUCUUGCUUGACUACUACAGCAAGAUAAAAGAUUCCACUGCCAAAGCAGAGAAAAUGACUCGCUCACACAAAAAUAUUGCGGAUGAUUACAUUCACAUCUCUGCCACUCUGAACAGCCUCUCUGCUGAUGAUAGCACAGCAAAUAAAAAGCAUCUGGAGAAGUUGUCUGACCUGUUUGAGAAGCUCAGAAAAGUGGAGGGAAGAGUAGCAUCUGACCAGGAGCUGAAACUCACAGAGCUGCUAAGAUAUUACAUGAGAGACAUUCAGGCCGCCAAGGACCUUCUGUACAGGCGAGCCCGGGCUUUAGUUGACUACGAGAACUCUAACAAGGCUUUGGAUAAGGCUCGUCUGAAGAGCAAGGACAUCCCCCAGGCAGAGGAGCACCAGCAGCAGUGCCUGCAGAAAUUUGACAAGCUCUCAGAGUCUGGGAAGAAAGAACUCACCAGUUUCAAGGGCAGGCGUGUUGUGGCCUUCAGGAAGAACCUCAUAGAGAUGGCUGAGCUGGAGAUAAAACAUGCCAAGAACAAUGUGACUCUAUUGCAGGGAUGUAUUGACCUGCUCAAGAGCAUCUGACAAGUAUUCAAGUAUUUCUGUUUUACAAUCACCAAGUGACCCGUCAUAGAAAAAAAUGGAAACCUGGCUUCCCUGGGACCUUGCAUGAACAUGAAUCCAAGCCCUAUCUCUGCUCCCAUGGGUCUGCUGCCACUUUGAAACCCUGCACGAGACCAAGUGUCUUGUAAGCAGAAUGUCUUCAUGUUUACAGAGUCCCCUGUCCUCUGGUCCGUGGUCCAUCCUUUUCCAUUAUUUGCAGCACCAAUAGAGGUGAUUAUCUUUUAUUUUCCUAAUUUCUUGUUUUCUCAAUUUUUACAUUAUGCACAUAGUACAAAUCUUGCCUUUAUGAUCCUAUUUUUGCCUCCCAACAAAUUCUGGCUGUAAGUUCUUCUCUCAUGUACACUUUAAAUACCUUUUUAUUAUGUUUUUUUUUUUUUUUCUUUUUCUCAUAACCUAAUCUUUAUGAUUCAAAUACUUAUUCUGUUGGGGCUUUUUUGUUUGCUAAUGGAACAGUUUUACAGAAGCAAAACUUGUGCCUGAAAAAAAACAUUCUCAUGCUCUGCAUUCCUGGCAUUAGAGUUCUACCAAACAACCUUUAGUAAGGAAAACUUAUGACUGACUUGUAAGACAAGACAGAUCAUCUGCUAGUGUUCUAAAGUAGCUGCACUUCACCUCAGAUGUUGACAGUUGGAUCGGUCCCCACAUUUUUCUUUGUAAGAAGUGACCUCAGAUCCCACAGUUAUCAAAGAUGCACAUCAGUUACACAAGAUUUAAUGAAGAGAUUGGUGAGGAGAAUAAAUCAAACCGUAAGCUAUUUGAGCAACUGGCAUUUUGUCUGCAUUUUCCUUUUAUUUGCAAUAUCCCUGCACUACAUGUAUGAUGUUCUCAACAGCUUCUUCCCCCUAACCAACUUUGCCUAUUCACUUUUCAGUGUGUCAGUGUUGUUGUGUUUCCUUAUUUUGCCCUAAAUUCCUCUUUGCAAUUGAUGGUCUAUGUAUCAGACCUGAUAUAUUUACCAGAGCCUCUAAACAUUUUGUUUAUUAAAAGAUGCACUAAGAAUAUGGAAAAUAAUUUACAAUCAUGACCAGGCUCAGUGGAGUGUUAAAAUGCAUUAUAGUUUUUUAAGAAAUUGAAUGUAUUUCUAAUGGAUUCCACCUGUGUGAAUUCCUUUACGUUAUGCUUUUCUUACAGAACAUUAGCAUUUUUUAUAAAUUUGUAAUAAUGGCAUUGAAUAAAUCCUACUUUCCCAUGA